Molecule: messenger RNA, 1637 nt
Organism: Nanorana parkeri
Lineage: Eukaryota; Metazoa; Chordata; Amphibia; Anura; Dicroglossidae
Gene: ABI1
Product: abl interactor 1
Exons: 12
Coding region: 113-1627 (504 amino acids)
Cellular component (GO): lamellipodium; intracellular anatomical structure
Molecular function (GO): SH3 domain binding
Source: RefSeq, a predicted model, not a curated record
AGCCGUCUCUGAGCCGAAAGCGAGGCUCGGAAUCCCAGAAUAGCAGGCGGGUGGGUCUGGGCUCAGUUGUCUCUCCUCCGGUGUACAAGGAAGAGAUGCACACGGCUAGAAGAUGGCAGAGCUGCAGAUGUUGUUAGAGGAAGAGAUCCCGGCCGGCAAGCGGGCUCUGUUCGAGAGUUACCAGAACCUCACCCGAGUGGCCGACUACUGCGAGAGCAACUACGUCCAGGCUCCAGACAAGAGGAAAGCACUAGAAGAGACCAAGGCUUACACCACUCAGUCCCUGGCUAGCGUCGCCUACCAGAUCAAUGCAUUGGCCAACAAUGUGCUGCAGCUGCUCGACAUCCAGGCCUCCCAGCUGCGGAGGAUGGAAUCGUCCAUCAAUCACAUCUCCCAGACGGUGGACAUCCACAAGGAGAAGGUGGCCCGAAGAGAGAUUGGUAUCCUAACAACCAACAAGAACACUGCAAGGAGUCAUAAAAUUAUAGCUCCAGCCAACAUCGAGCGUCCCGUCAGGUACAUACGAAAACCCAUAGACUACAUGGUGCUGGAUGAUGUAGGCCACGGAGUGAAGUGGCUAAAAGCCAAGCACGGUGGUAACCAGGCAGCAAGGACUGGCACUUUGACCCGAACAAAUCCCCCUACCCAGAAGCCACCCAGUCCACCGAUGCCAGGACGGGGUACCUUGGGGAGAAACACCCCAUACAAAACUCUGGAGCCCGUCAAACCUCCAACGGUUCCAAACGAUUACAUGACCAGUCCAGCCAGGCUUGGAAGUCAGCACAGUCCCGGUAGAACUGCUUCUUUGACCCAGAGGCCAAGAACGCACAGCGGCAGUAGCGGAGGAAGUGGCAGUCGAGAAAACAGUGGCAGCAGCAGUAUUGGCAUUCCAAUUGCUGUCCCUACACCUUCACCACCAACUGUCGGGCCAGGUAUCUCUGGUGGUCCCACACCUUCACCACCACCACCUCCUCCUCCGCCACCUCCCCCUCCUCCAGCAGUUGGCGGUGGCUCGGCUCCAGGUUCACAGUUUGGCUCAAUGGCAAGGCAGAUCUCUCGGCACAACUCCAACACUUCCUCUGCUUCUUCCGGAGGAUACAGGCGGACCCCCUCUGUGACUUCCCAGUUUUCUGGGCAACCUCAUAUCAAUGGCGGCCCUUUGUAUUCACAAAACUCAAUUUCUAUCGCUUCUCCCCCUCCCCCAAUGCCUCAAAUGACUCCACAGAUACCUCUCACAGGCUUCGUGGCCAGGGUGCAGGAAAACAUUGCAGAUAGCCCUACUCCUCCUCCUCCGCCACCUCCUGACGAGAUCCCAAUGUUUGAUGAUUCUCCUCCCCCUCCCCCACCACCUCCGGUGGACUAUGAGGAUGAGGAGGCUGCUGUGGUUCAGUACAACGAUCCGUAUGCUGAUGGAGACCCGGUAUGGGCCCCUAAGUCCUAUAUUGAGAAAGUGGUUGCCAUCUAUGACUACGCAAAGGACAAAGAAGACGAGCUGUCCUUCAUGGAGGGAUCAAUCAUUUAUGUCAUUAAGAAAAACGACGACGGCUGGUAUGAAGGGGUAUCCAACGGAGUCACAGGCCUCUUCCCGGGAAAUUACGUGGAAUCCAUUAUGCACUAUGCCGAUUAACGUUUAAAAA